AUGGCAGGUAUCGAAAAGUGGAUUGAAGAACACGAUGGGGACUUGUCUGAUGACAUUGAGGAUGAACAUCUCUGGCUACCAUCAACACUCCCUGAAAGCGAUCGAGAAGAAAUUUGUAGGAAUGAUAUUGCUCGCAUUGAGGCCAAGCUUCGCAAAGGGCAGUGUCGCGAUGCACUCGAUAAGCUCCGCAAGCAAUUACAUACUAAAUCUCAUUUCGUUAAGCACCGCAAUCUCGAUUUACGUGGACAACAAGCGAACACUCACGUGACUUCCUUUCUCGCUCGCUUUGACAGCAAAAUCAACGCUGCUGCUGCAAAGUAUUGUGUUGCUUGGUCAGCAUUGCUCGAACUGGUUGGGAUCAGUGAGCUGGAGAGGGAGAAGGAAUUUCAAUGUUUAGAGGCGAAGGAUAUUGUGGCACCCAUUGACACAAUGUUGGGUGUCAGGAGUACUACUGGAAUGCGCGGAAGGACAAGGUCUGAGCGAGACACAUUUCGUGGAUUUGGGCAAGGCUAUCAGACGACAUUGUGGAUUUGGCUUGCUUCAGGAGUUUGGGAUGAUGAAGUUGAUGGGGGUCUGAAUGAUGUGUUGCGUGUAGAAUGGGGAAAGUCUCACGCGCGUGCACAACGGUGGAAUGAAGAAGUGUAUCUUCUCAAGGAGGAAAUGUGGCAAACACGACAAUUUCUCGCAUGGCGUGCAAAAGAGUGGGGAUCUGUUGCUACCCUAUCGCACCAGGAUGCACAAAUCGUGGCUGGCGCUGCCGCAUAUGCGAACAGGCAGGCGGCAAUUCAGCGCGUAUUACUGGCUCAUUUCACUGUUCUCUGGGGCGCCAGAGUUAGCGCGAAUGACACAGCCGGUGAGGAUGAAAUAACCACAUAUUUCGCUGAAAAUGAGGAUGAUUUUGAUGACGACGAGGGGUAG
Suillus fuscotomentosus is the source of this 918-nucleotide messenger RNA. RefSeq lists its product as uncharacterized. The record is from RefSeq and is a predicted model, not a curated record. The coding region runs from base 1 to 918 and encodes 305 amino acids. Lineage: Eukaryota; Fungi; Basidiomycota; Agaricomycetes; Boletales; Suillaceae. The transcript is spliced from 2 exons.